Molecule: messenger RNA, 4013 nt
Organism: Ectocarpus sp. CCAP 1310/34
Lineage: Eukaryota; Phaeophyceae; Ectocarpales; Ectocarpaceae
Source: the annotation of a GenBank genome assembly
CCCUCGAUCAAGCAACUAGUUCACAAUGGUCGACGACAUCACCAUAUCCUUGUCUACCUCGACCCCUCCGUUGGCAUCGUAUCGAAAAUAAAUUCCUUCUGGUAUGGCGGGUAUGGAAGGAAGCUUCACAGAUCUUCGAUCAACACGAGAAGUCCUUGAUCUGCUGAAUAAUGGAGGCGAAUCGGUGCUUUGGGAGGUACUUGGUCGCGACAUCAGCCAACUGGUGCUCGCUGAGCCGGUGGUGAAGAGUGAUUUGUCCCCGCAGUACUAGCUCCCGGAUGAAAAAGAACGGCCAGGGUGUCGUUCCAGAGCGCCGGCGACUGCGAUAGGUCGUAGAGGCUCCGUUCUAGUUUGUACACCAUGGGUUCUCCCGUCGCGGAGUUCUUGGCGGAUGUACCGGGGGCGGGUCUGACGUGCACAUCUCUGUCGCAGAGGGCGUUCAGGAAGGCACCGACAACGUCCAGUUGGUAGAUGGGCCAGUUGUUGUGGCAGCCAAUGGCGCACGUCAUGCGAAUGCUCCCGAUACGGCAUACUGCGUAGCUGCGUCCGUAGUCCUGUCCUGGCUCUUGACGAUGUCCUCCGACUACCAGGCGAGCUUUGAAGCGUCCGUCCAGCUUAUUCUUGUAGACUAAUUUCGUUCCGAGGAUCUGCUCUCCCUUGGGAACGCUGCUGAGGGGCACCAGAUUGUAGACGUUGUCUUCCCGCAGAUCGUCCAUUUCCUCGCUGCACGCUCCUUUCCAUUCUUCGCGCUGGGGAGAGCUCAUGGCUUCGUGUUGGGGAUUUCGAUCGCUUGAUUCGUCUCCUCCAAGAUCCCGUGGUGUUCGUGAGUGGUCGUGACGUAGGCGUGAGCACGCGGCACCGUGAAGGGGUCUUCCGCAACGUGGGCGAAAUCCUCAGUAUCGCCAGGGCAUGGGAGCUGGGCUUGAUCGGCCUUCUCAGCCAGCUGAGUGAAGGAAAGACCGGAUGGCUCCACGCGGCCCGUUGUAGCAUGGGCUCGACCGCGGUCGUUCAUGGUGACUUCCAGAUUGGCAGGAACCACGUUGACGUCAAUAUGAUCGUCGCUGGUGGGCUUCCCGCGCGUGCUGGCUCUGGUGACUUGCAGGCGCCGCAUGCCGGAGGAUCCAGUUGAUGCAGAAGUGUCCGGUUCAGUCGGGUUCGACGAUGAUGGACUGGGGCUAGAUGCGUGGGUCUCGGAUGACGAUCCAGCUGGCGUCGAUGGGAGAUGUGGUGAUGGAGCGUCCCCGUCGCCGAGAUCUUGCCCGUUUCCAUGUUCGUCCUCGUGCCCGUCCAGUUCUAGGCGAAGCUUCUCCCGAGCGAGAUUGUCUUGCUGCAUCUUCCGGACUUCUUGCCGAAGGAGUUCGUUCUGCGCCGUGAAGUCCAGGUCGCUCGUCGAGUGGGGGCUGUCCAGCAGGGAGGUGAAGCUCAGCACGUCGCUCUCGUACCCGUUUGCUUCAGUGGAAUACUGGAUGUGCACUGAGAGGGGUGGAGAUUCGAUGAAAGUCACAUUCCGACUCUCGACCACUGCCCUGUUGGAUGGAUUCAAUACCCGGUAGGUCUGGCUGUCGAGGCCGAAACCACAUAGCUUGCCUUCGAAAGCUCUGUCGUCCAGCUUCUUUCGGUAUCUCUCGUGGUGUACGAAGGCGCGCGCUCCAAUGACCCGAAGUCCCGAGAGAUCAGGUGACUUAUUGUGCAACUUCGAGUAUGGCGUAGCUCCUCCCAGUGCUGAGUGUGGGGACCUGUUCAACAGGUAUGCUGCAGUCAGCAUUAACUCCCCCCAUAUGGACGGCGGAAAAUCUUCAUCCUUCAGAAGACACCGGGUGACUCCGGCCAGGGUUUGUCCGUCCCGUUCCGAUACACCAAUUUGUUGAGGGGUGUUGGUGGCGGCGUAUUCGAGCUUGAUAGCUGAAUUCUUGCAGUAGUCCCGAAAUUCGGAUCCGGUGUUCUCGCCUCCCUUGUCGCAGCGGAUGGUCUCGAUCCGGUAGCCUCCUGCCGCUGCGACGCACAUGUUGUACGUGUGCACCGCCUCGGUCGUGUCAGAUUUCUUGCGACGCAGGUACACUUCUUUCAUUUUCGUUCGUCGGUGAUCUUGCACGCGUACGGGAAGGAGCCUCCUUUAUAUUUCGCAGGUGGAUUAACAGGCCCCAUGUUGUCGAUGACCACAAGCUGUCCAGGCCGUGAUAGUUCGCGAGUCGAUUGCUUCGGGUGGGGGGACUGCUUGUGUUUCGCGAUCUGGCAGACUCCGCAAGCGAAGAGACUGUCGCGAUAGUCCACCCCGGUACCCGUGUCCUUCCGAAGGAUGUCCAGGCUCCGAGCAUUGAGAUGUCCAAGCCUCCUGUGCCAGGUGUCCGCGCUCACUAGCGUAAAGCAGACGGCGUUCGCCGUGUGGGUCUGUGACUGCUUCUGGUGGGGCACGAGGGAUUUCGUGCCAGAUGGCUGGACGUUCCGCUCGAACGUGAUGUCGAGGGUGCACAUGCCUUGGUCUCGCGGAUCUUGUGUGAGUGGAAUCACCUUGCCUUGGAUAGUGAAGUGCGGAGUGCUCUCUUCGACUACGCAGCGCAAUCCCUUUUUCAGGAGGGAGGUGGGCGAAAAAAUGUUGCGACCAAGUCCCGGAACGAUGAGUCCCUGAAUCCGCACGCGCAAUUGCUGUCCUCGAUUGUCCUUGACGGUGCAGUGUAGGAUGCCCGUGGCCGUGCCUUUGAGUUGUCUUUCUCCGGCCACGUCCACGAUCUUUGGAGAGUUUCGCUGGGUGUAAUCGUGGAGGUUUCCGUCGGGGAUGAGGCGAUUGUCAAACAUGGUCUCCGAUGCUCCCGUGUCUACCAGCAGGCCUACUCCGGUGGAACUCGCGGCGAAGUUGCGUCCUGAGAUGCGGGAACACGUGCCGAACAUGAAGCCGCUGUCAAAGGCGUCCUCGUCCCGGGUGAAGUCGACAACUGCCACUUCAUUGUUUGAGUCGUGCUUGUUGGACGCCGACGAGCAGUGAGUGCAGUUGGAGCACGCGGUGAAUGCUUUACUUGAGUCCUUGGUGUCUUCCGGGCGCUUUCCUCCUUGCUGGUAGCAUUCCUCGUCCGAGUGAGACGUGGUGUUGUGCUUGGAGCACCACUUGGUAGCUCCGGCGGGCUUCGUUUUCUUCUUCGCCCUGUUCUUGAUCUUGGGGCAGUUCCUCCUGAUGUGCCCCGGCUCGUAGCAGCUGUGGCAGAUGAUGUCAGACGCGGUCGUUGCCAUGGCAAAUCCUCGACCAGCUAUGCGUCCCUUCCAUCCCUUGCGCGAUUGUUCGUCCAAGAAGAUGUUGCGCAUGGUGGAUUGCAUGUCCAGGACGUUGAAGGUUGGGUCUCUGAACACCAUCAGUUUGACGUCCUUGUAUUCGUCGGAGAAGCCCUGUACGCAGAUGUCCUUGAAGCGGCGGUCGGAGAUGGGUUCUCCCAUCUUAUCCAGCUGGGUGCGAAGUAGGUGCUUCUGGUUGAAGUAGUCGUCGGGAUUUUCACCAGGGUUCAUGGGGUUGUUCUCCAGCUCCUCCAUCUUCGCCCUGAUGACCUCGUCCGUUACCCUGUCAUAGUUGUUGCAGAGCUCCUCGAAGGCAGCUUGUCCGUCGCCGCUGACGCCAGUGUCGUCUUCGUGCUUCUGUAUCGACAAGGCGGCUGGAAGCUCCACUAGGAGGAAAAGAAUGGCGUAGAGAUCUUCGUUUGCUCUUGUGUAGGAGUCGAAGGCCGCUGUGUCUGCGGGAUCUGGCUUCCUUUGUUUCUUCAGCAGUGGCAGGAUGUCCUUCCUGGUCACAUCUAACACCACGCAUAAUUUCUUCAUCCAUGUCUUGAACUCAGCUGGGUCCUUUCCGUCGAAUUUCCUGAGGCCUUUGAUCACGGUUGCCAGGAUCGUAGACUAUCGCUGGCGAACGCGCUUCCACCUCCUGUGUUGCUCGUUGCGGUAUCCAUUGCUCCUUCCAGCUUUAUUUUCUUCGUCUUGAUAAAAGUACUUCCUGCUGUAGGUGUAAGUUUGCUCGUGGUACUACUGCCUGUCCU